CCGAUGGCGCUGCCCUUGGCUAUAUCAAAACAAGUUUGCUUCUACAGAGUGUAAACGGCAGCUGAUGUUCAGAUUAGAAAUCCUUAUGGAAACACCAGAACCACACCAGCAGAACCCUGUUCCAGAGACCAGAGUAUGUUACAUACCCGGGGGUUACAACACAAUAAAAGGUUGUGAGAUCAGCAGGAAGACCAAUCACUGACACUCCGUUCAACCAGCAAGCAGCUCAAAGAAUCAACCAAGACACAGAUGAUGAUGAAAGCCUCUGUCGCCGUGGUGACCUUCUUCAUACUCUUCUCAUCCGUCCUGACAUCUAAGCCUGGUUAUCAGCCACAAGCAUGCUGCACAAGAUUCUACCAGAAAAAGUUACCUGCUCAUUUGGUGCAGAGCUUCAGAGACACGGACAACCUGUGUCCUAAGAGAGCUGUUAUUAUUACGAUGACAACUAACCGAGACAUCUGUGUUGACCCGUCCAGGGAGUGGGUGAAGAAACUCGUGAAUGUCCCUACAGUAAAGCGCCGCUCCACUUUGACCCAGAAUUCAUAGUUACUGGAUUUAUAAACCUUUAAAAAUAAGCAGAGAAGACACAGCGAGAAAAUAUUAAGGCUGCUUUAUGUUUACAGCU
Messenger RNA from Oryzias melastigma (Indian medaka), 625 nucleotides. RefSeq names its product C-C motif chemokine 13-like. The transcript has 4 exons. Gene Ontology annotation, biological process: cellular response to interleukin-1; lymphocyte chemotaxis; neutrophil chemotaxis. Bases 250 to 546 code for a protein of 98 amino acids. Gene Ontology annotation, cellular component: extracellular region. The record is from RefSeq and is a predicted model, not a curated record. Gene Ontology annotation, molecular function: chemokine activity; CCR chemokine receptor binding. Lineage: Eukaryota; Metazoa; Chordata; Actinopteri; Beloniformes; Adrianichthyidae.